Zophobas morio is the source of this 1467-nucleotide messenger RNA. RefSeq names its product transcription initiation factor TFIID subunit 7-like. The coding region runs from base 156 to 1268 and encodes 370 amino acids. NCBI's taxonomy places the organism in Eukaryota, Metazoa, Arthropoda, Insecta, Coleoptera, Tenebrionidae. Gene Ontology annotation, molecular function: RNA polymerase II general transcription initiation factor activity. Gene Ontology annotation, cellular component: transcription factor TFIID complex. The transcript is spliced from 2 exons. The record is from RefSeq and is a predicted model, not a curated record. Gene Ontology annotation, biological process: transcription initiation at RNA polymerase II promoter; RNA polymerase II preinitiation complex assembly.
AGUCAAAACAUAACCUUGUUUUUUAGCAGUCUGUUGUGUUUUAUGUCCUAUGUCGUGACUAUUUUGUUAUUAAUUACCAUCGUAAUAACUUCUUGCAGUUUUUAAUAUCGUAUUUUAGUAACAGAUAAAGCAAAGAUUUCUUGACAGUUUUAGUCAUGUACAAAGGACACGAAGCGGAUUCACCUGCUGAACUUGAAUGUCAGUUUAUUUUGCGUUUACCAGAAGAGCCAGGCCGAGCACUUAGAGAGGCCAUUAGAAGCAACAGCACUCUAAAAGAUCGGUUGACCAUCAAAAUAGAAAAUGACAUGCGACAUGGUGAAGUACGAGUGGACCAUUGGCUUUUGCCAGCAAAAGUAAUGGAUCUUCCCACAAUUAUUGAGUCUUUGAAAACGAUUGAUUCUAAAGGUUUUUAUAAAACUGCUGACAUUUGUCAGAUGUUAAUAUGUAAAGAAGAAGAUGAUCAAGCUACUACAGAUGAGGAUUCUCCACAGAAAACAAAAAGAAAAGAUCCAAAUAAAGUGGAAAAGAAAUACUUAAUGCCGCAUGGAGUAACACCCCCUGCAAAAAAUGUAAGGAAGAGGAGAUUUAGAAAAACUCUAAAAAAGAAAUAUGUGGAAGCUCCAGAAAUAGAAAAAGAAGUUAAAAGAUUACUUCGAAUAGAUAAUGAUGCUGUCAGUGUUAAAUGGGAAGUAAUUAAUGAAGACGAUGAAAAUAAAGUUAAUAAGGGUACAGUUAUUAAGAAAGAACCAGCUGAAGUUCCUAAUCAAAAUGUUGCCGAACAUGACAUUUUUGGUGGAGCAGUGAGUGACUCAGAGGAGGAAGAUGCUCAUUUAAAUGUACUUGAGUUGGAUGAAAAUAGUCAAAAUUCAGCUGAAGAUAGUCAUUUGACAGAUUCAAAUUCAGUAAUGAUGAAUGCAGCAAAUUCCAAACUUUUAACCGAGUUUACUAGUGAUAUGUUCCGAGAUAUACAAAAUUCACCUUCACUUAUGCAAGAAAUGGACUACUAUCAACAAUCAUCCAGUAAUAUAUCAUACAGUGAACAGAAUUUAACUAAAAGCAAUAUUAUGGCUAGAUUAGAUGAACUGCAACUGGAAUUGGCUGAUUUAAAAAUGCGGCGUCAACAUCAAGAAAUGGAAAUUGAAAAUAUUGAAAAUAUUGCUCUAAGACAAAGAUUCCAAAACAUUUUAGAACGGUUACUCCAGGAACAGAUAGAAAAAGAACAGGAAAAAUACAGUUUAGAGGAGCUUUUAAAACAGCAACAAGAAUAGAAGGAAAUAUUAAGUUAUUAAUUAGUGAAAUUUUGAUCAAUAAUGAAAUCAGCAAUAUGUUGUUUAUAAGUUUGAUUUUUAUAUAAGUUUGAAUACUAUUGUAGACCUUGUACAUAAAUUAUUAUUAUUAAAGUCUCGGUUUUUUUUUCACAUGUAUUUUAGAAUUUUUCAGUGUUUGCUGAUAAACUGUGUAUUAGUA